AUGCUGUCCAAACUGUUGUUGCUGUUGUAUAUAUUUCCAUUUGCUCUACGUGCACCGGCCUUGCCUCCGUCUGCUCCAGGUGGCGACCUCCAGGCCGCAACCGUUGAUUAUCAACGCGUUAUCCAAACUCCGGCUCACCAGGCCAGGCGCACGCGUUAUGCGCAGGGCGUGACCAUCGUCUUCCAGCCGAGAUGGAUUUUCGACAUCCUCUUCAGCACUAGUGCAAAGCGCGUUGGCGCGCUUGCAAAAGUCCGUGCUCUUCUCGCCAAGUACGAUUCGAUCCCUGUCAGUCCUGAACUGAAAAACUACGGCGAACACGGAUCGCGGGAGUCCAAGCAGUACUUCUUACUAGACGAAAAUUUGCCAGCACCAUGUCCAUAUGACAGGCUGAGCGAUUCCAAGGCCAUUUUAAAAUCCUUGUUUAUUGUCCUGUGGGGCAGGGCCCUAUGGUAG
Molecule: messenger RNA, 453 nt
Organism: Suillus clintonianus
Lineage: Eukaryota; Fungi; Basidiomycota; Agaricomycetes; Boletales; Suillaceae
Product: YqcI/YcgG family-domain-containing protein
Exons: 1
Coding region: 1-453 (150 amino acids)
Source: RefSeq, a predicted model, not a curated record